Molecule: messenger RNA, 1595 nt
Organism: Gasterosteus aculeatus aculeatus (three-spined stickleback)
Lineage: Eukaryota; Metazoa; Chordata; Actinopteri; Perciformes; Gasterosteidae
Source: RefSeq, a predicted model, not a curated record
CCGGCAGGUAAAGCCUCACUGGAGGACUUCUUCUUCUGGCUGUGACCUCCAGACCGCCUGCUGCGCCUCACAUUCCUCCGUUUUUUUUGGGGACCUUGCGUGGGGGGUCGUGAGGAGGAGGUUUGGGCGUGUGGGGGGGUCGGGACUCUCCUGUAUGUCUGCUUCGAUAAUCUCCCUCCAAGAUUCUGUUCAAUUCUCACCUGCGACGACAAGGAGCCGCCACCCGGUGCCGCCCCGUUACCUCUCAGUCUCCGGGGACGGGGGGGUUUGGGGGGUUUGGGGGGGGGGGGGGCAGUGCGUCAACGGGCCCCGAUGGAGAGAUUAACCCCGCGCGCAACUUGGAUACAGUUUCUGGGCUUCUCUCCCCUGCCGGAGAGCGGGAUUUAAAGAGGGAAGUGCGCACGCGGGGGACACGUGGGUUCCCGGAGGGGCGCCGUCGGACCCGGUCCCGAUGCGCGCGCGGAUCGUCCCCUCCAGCCGCUUCAGUCUCCUCUCCGAGCGGAACCAGAAAUGUGUGACGGGGAGUCGUCCGGCCCGGGGAGGCUGAUCCCCGGGUGUUUGCUCCGGGUUUGAGAGGAGAUCCCUCCGGGACCGGAAGCUCCGGAGUUCAGCGCGCUCACGGAUUACCGCUUCUCCUCCUUCUCCUCCUUCUCCUCCUCCUGAAACACCGACGCGCUCUACUUCCAUGUCUGAGAAGAGCGCUGCGUCGCCAUGACGAGUGAGGAGGAGGAGGGGCCCGGCGUCGCCACGUGGACGGCGGCCAUCACUUCCUCCUCCCCCCGCAGGCCCCCCACGCACCGCGAGGAACAGGAGGAGGACGAGGACGGGAGGAUUGAGGAGGACGAGGAAGAGGUGGUGGAGUGCGACGGCGACGAUGAGGAGGACGACGAAGAGGAGGAGGAGGAGGACGGCCACAGCAGCGCCACCAGCGCGCCGUACCCGGAGCUCGCCCCCGUGGUCUUCUUCUGCCUCAAGCAGACCUCCUGUCCCCGCAGCUGCUGCAUCCGCAUGGUCUCCAGCCCAUAUCCUUUCUCUUGUAUACUCAGGUUCUUCUGUGAAGAGACAUCCGCUGGACAGGUGAGCCUCCACCUGGCGCUGCAUGGGGAGAGGGGGGGCGGAGAGUUGACAUCGCACCGCUGAAAACACCUCCUGUCAGGUGUUGUGUGACUGUGCAGCUGCAAUGUGAAAAGGAAGCAUAUUUAUGCCAUGAAUCAGGGAGAAGGCCGGUGAUCGGCGUGAUGGAGGGAAACCCACCAGGCGGAAAUCACUGUUCUCCUCACGGCGCUCUGCACUCCUCACCUGUCCAUUAACCUUCAGGUUCAUUCGUCCCCGACCGCAGAGACGGAGGAAAACAAGUGGAGAGAUGCUUAAAAGGCGAGCGAUUUAUGUUUGAGUGUGAUGUAAACACUCGUUUACAAGGAAACUAGAAGUUAAAUUAUCACCCAUCUGGAUUCUCCUUAUUAACACAAUACGAAUACACCUAAAGACAAACACCUCACUAAGCUCUACAGUGUCUAGCAGCUGCUCACGGCUGUGAUCAGAGCUUCUCAGACACAGACGUCCCUCUAGUGACCAGCAGGGGGCGACUCCUCUGC